AGCUGUUUCGGCUCAGGGAGGCGCCACAGCUCGCCUGCCGUCAGGGCCGAUGCGGUCCCCGCCGAUGUCCCGGGCCCGCCCCCGGCUCUCCGCGGGCGCCGCGGGCGCGCUCCUCGGCGGCGCGGCCGCCUGCUGCUGGCGGUGGUCCGGCGCGUUCCUGGCCGGCCCCGCGCGGCCCGCUGCGCCCGCGGGCCCGCGCCAGCGGCCGCUGGCCGGGGGCGCGAAAGGCGGAGAGCGGGUGGUCGGCGGCCGCACGGGCAUGCGGGCGGAGUGGUUCCCCCGCCAGAGCGGCUUCACGGAUGCCGACCUCGCGGCCGAGCGGAGCAGGGCGAUGGCCCUCCCCGACCCUCCGGGCUACAGCGGGCCCAGGUACACGGGCAGGGGCUCCAUCACGGACCAGUGGAUCAAGGACCUGAUGGAGAUGCAGAAGAGCGACAAGCGCCUGCCCAAGAAGGACGCCACGCUGAUGGUCCUGGACGUGAUCGACAUCCUGGGGAAGGAGCCCAACGUCGUCUCCCUGAGCAUCCCGAGCGGCGGCAGCGUGUCCGUCGUCGGGGACACGCACGGCCAGUACUGGGACCUGUUCACCACCCUCGGCAUCACCGGGCCGCCGGGCCCCAGCAACCCCGUCGUCUUCAACGGGGACAUGGUGGACCGCGGCUCCUGGAGCAUCGAGGUCGUCUUGUCCAUCUUCGCCAUGAAGCUGAAGGACCCCCAGUUCGUGGGCAUCAACCGGGGCAACCACGAGAUGCUGGAGGCAAACAUGAUCUACGGCUUCUGCGGCGAGUGCGAGGCCAAGUACGGCACCGACCUCUUCGACCUCUUCUCCGAGGCCUUCCGGCGCCUGCCCCUCGGGCACCUGGUCGACAGCAAGGUCCUGAUCCUGCACGCGGGCGUCGGCGGGCCCGACCCGCGGAUCUGGAUGCCAGGACAGACCCACGAUCCCACCGACUCGAUCCCGCUGAACGCGAACCUGCCGACCCUGGCCACAAUCCAGGCCGUGGACCGAAACAUGGAGGUCAGCCCCGACGCCUACCAGAACAGCAUCGGGCCGUCCAGCACCGACAAGGCCGUGAUCGACGAGAGGCUGCUGAUCGACAUCCUCUGGAGCGACCCUCGCGGGGGCGGCGGCUACGGCCCGUCGUACCGCAAGUCCAAGGGGGUCUACAUGUACGGCCCGGACGUGUCGGCGGCGUUCUGCGAGGCCAACAACCUGCAGUGCAUCAUCCGCUCCCACGAGGUCAAGGCGGACGGGUUCCGGUGGGACCACCCGAAGGUGGUCACCGUCUUCAGCGCGCCAAACUACCUCGACACGGGCAACAACAAGGCGGCGGUGCUCAAGCUGACCCAGGCGGGCCCCGGCAGCGAGAUCGUGAUCACCCCCAGUGUCUACGAGGCCGCGAAGCACCCAGACCUGCCGCCCAUGCACUGGCAGUCCAUCAUCACAGAGAAGUACCCGCACCUGACCAGGAAGAUGAAGAAGAAGGAAACCGCGUCGGACUUCGACGACUUUGGCGACUCCGACUUUGCCGGCAUCAUGAACUUCGACGAGUGGGAGCCAGACGAGGCCGAGGCCUUCCAGGACGCCUUCAAGCUCGACGGCUACGGCCGCGAGCUGAAGCCUGGCGAAACACGAGUUUGAAUAGAGAGGGAGAGAGAGAGAGAGAGAGAGAGAUGGCGAACGCGAAUUUGAAGAGCGUCAGUUUCAACCGAUUUUUUACGCCGUUGGCCGGUAUGUGCCUUCUCCCCUGUCUCCGUCCCUUCUCAGUGCUCCGUCCUUCCUCGUUCCUGCUGCACGUGCUUCGCCAGGCGGUGUGACAGCACUCGCAUUAUGUUUCUUGACCGGUAUGUCUGCUUCCAGACGUCGCGAGCAAAAUGGGCGAAUCUUUGGUGCGAGGCACGCUCGGACUCUUGCCAAUGGCCAUGUCUUUCGAGCGGAUCAUCUCCGCCGUCUGGCCGACCAGCCCGAGGAGG
Molecule: messenger RNA, 1974 nt
Organism: Prorocentrum cordatum
Lineage: Eukaryota; Dinophyceae; Prorocentrales; Prorocentraceae
Source: the annotation of a GenBank genome assembly